GUAAAUUAUCCAAAACGCAAGUAUAAAUCACAAAAUGGAUUGUCGUAUAAUUUUGGUGUUCAUUUUCUUCUUCAGAGUUUUCAAUGAACUGUUCGCCGUAAACCCUGGAAUUUGCUCCAAUCUAUCUGAAGACAUCACUUGUUGUCAAAAUUACCAUAAAAAUGGUAACCUCUGUAUAGCGUGUCCCCCAGGAACAUAUGGUUCAAACUGUACCGAAACAUGUCCUCAUGGUUUUUAUGGGUACUUUUGCAAAUGGGAAUGCAAUUGUCAUCAAUGUGAUAAAGUCAGCGGAUGUGCAGAGGAAGUUAGCACAUUGUCGGAGAAAAUCUACCUGCCAUCAAUUGGUGUUCUUUCUCUUGUGGUUUGUUUGCUUAUCGCAUACAUUAUAAGGUUGAAAUGUCAAAUCAAACAUUUUCAACCUGCUGGCGGAAGUGACGCACCUGUUGUGGUACAGUAUGAUUACGAUUCUUUACAACGACUUAAGGAUGGACAGUCUAUUGCUUCACAAAAUCUUGACAAGCAUGAUAAUGAUACUGAACUCAAUUUAUAAAUGGAAAUUACAGAUCCAGCUAUUAAUAACUAAUAAAAAAUUUCUAAGAAAUAAGCUUAUUUAUUUACUU
Messenger RNA from Saccostrea cuccullata (small rock oyster), 620 nucleotides. RefSeq names its product scavenger receptor class F member 2-like. NCBI's taxonomy places the organism in Eukaryota, Metazoa, Mollusca, Bivalvia, Ostreida, Ostreidae. The transcript is spliced from 5 exons. Bases 35 to 550 code for a protein of 171 amino acids. The record is from RefSeq and is a predicted model, not a curated record.